Molecule: messenger RNA, 3127 nt
Organism: Ailuropoda melanoleuca (giant panda)
Lineage: Eukaryota; Metazoa; Chordata; Mammalia; Carnivora; Ursidae
Gene: TTC12
Product: tetratricopeptide repeat domain 12
Exons: 22
Coding region: 70-2151 (693 amino acids)
Biological process (GO): axonemal dynein complex assembly; sperm axoneme assembly
Cellular component (GO): centrosome; cytoplasm
Molecular function (GO): protein binding
Source: RefSeq, a predicted model, not a curated record
UCCAUCACCGCCCGCCCACGGCAGCCAUUUCCUGUCCGGUCCUGGGCGUGUCAGGUACUCUGGUUGACAAUGGCUGACGAUCACGAGAAAGAUUUGCAGAAAUUUCUUAAAAAUGUGGAUGAAAUCACCAGUUUAAUCCAGGAGAUGAAUUCUGAUGACCCGCUUGUACAACAGAAAGCUAUCCUGGAGACAGAAAAGAGACUACGGUUUACAGAGGAAGUCCGAGAGGAGGACGGAUGCCGGACCACCCUGAACAAGACCGUGAUCAGUCCUCCACAAGCUUCCACGAAGAAUGCAGAUGAGAUAAACUCAGAAGCCUUCUUGGCAUCUAUGGAGUUGGAUGCGAAGGAACGUGCCAGGAGAAGGAGGGAAAACAAAGUCUUAGCAGAUGCCUUAAAAGAAAAGGGGAAUGAAGCCUUUGCCAGAGGCGACUACAAAGCGGCCAUCGUCUGCUACAGUGAGGGUCUGGACAAGCUGAAGGACAUGAAAGUGCUCUACACCAACCGAGCCCAGGCUUAUCUAAAACUCGGGGACUACCAGAAGGCAGUCGUGGACUGUGAGUGGGCUCUGAAGUGUGAUGAAAAAUGCACAAAAGCAUAUUUCCACAUGGGAAAAGCCCACCUGGCUCUGAAGAACUACAGUGUGGCUAGAGAGUGUUACCAGAAGAUCUUAGAAAUAAAGCCCCGGCUGCAGACCCAGGUGAAAGAUUACCUGAAUCAAGUAAAUCUCCAGGAGAAAGCAGACCUUCAAGAGAAGGAAGCCCACAGAUCACUAGAUUCAGGAAAGAACACGGCUGUGACAGUCCGGAAUCUCCUGGAGACGCUUUGCAAGCCCGAUCAGACCCCCUUGUUCUAUGCAGGGGGGAUUGAAAUCCUGACUGAAAUGAUGAAGGACGACACAGAACGCACUUUAUUCAGAACACACAACGGAUUCAGUCUCAUCAGCGAGAACGAGGUCCUAAGAAGGUGCUUUUCCAGGGCAAGAAAAGAUGCGGUGGAAGAGAUGGUGUGCCUGUCUGUCCUCAGGCUCUGGCAAGCAGUGUGCACAGGGAACGAGGAAAACCAGCGCCUGCUGCUCGAGUGCCCCGACGUGGGCCGGCUGCUGCCCUCCUUGCUGGCCACCAGGGCUCUGAGCGUCCGCCAGCAGAGCCUGGCCCUGCUGCUGCAGCUCGCCCAGACGGACCAUGGACGGAGCCUGGUCAUCAGCCACCUUGACCUGACCCGAUUGUUGGAAGCCCUGGUGUCAUUUCUCGAUUUCUCAGAUAAGGAGGCCAACUCAGCUAUGGGACUGCUCACAGACUUGGCUCUGGAAGAAAGAUUCCAAGUCUGGUUCCAGGCCAACCUUCCAGGUGUGCUCCUGGCACUCACGGGUGUUCUGAAGAGAGAUCCCCUGGUAACCAACGCCUCAGCUCUCUGCCGGUGCAUUGCCAUCAUGGGGAACCUCAGCGCUGAGGCCGCCGUCCGAAGACAGAUGUCUGCCUGUGAAGAGUUCCGGGAGGCCUGUUUGGGCCUCAUGGCCCGGUGUGAGGAGGAUGUGGACCUGUUCAGAGAGGUCUUGUACACACUCCUGGGACUCGUGAUGAAUUUGUGUCUUCAGUCCCCCAUCGUCUGUGAGGUUUGGGCCCUGGAGGUGAGCAGGAGAUGCAUGUUUCUACUGAACAGCCAAGAUGGAGGGAUCCUGACAAGAGCUGCUGGUGUCCUCAGCCGCACCCUUUCUUCCUCCCAGAAGAUUGUGGAGGAGGCCCUGAGAGCCGGAGUGGUGAAGAAGAUGAUCAAGUUCCUGAAGACAGGGGGCCAGACUGCAUCACGAUAUGCCACAAAGACACUAGCUGUCUGCACGAAUAGCUGUCACGAGGCGCGAGAAGAAGUAAUAAGACUGGAUAAAAAGUUCGGCAUUCUGAUGAAGCUGCUCAGCUCCGAGGAUGAGAUCGUGGUGGGCAACGCCGCCCUGUGCCUGGGGAACUGCAUGGAGGUGCCCUACGCCGCGCCUCCCCUUCUGAAGACGGACAUCGUGCAGGUGUUGCUGAGGCACGCGGGCAGUGACGCGCAGAAGACGGCCGUGCAGCUGAACGCGGGGAUCGCCCUGGCGAAGCUGUGCACGGCCGAGCCCAGAAUUCAACCUCUAGCUGGAAGACUUGGAAGAUUGCUGUGAGAAGUUUUGUGGACAGCAAAAGAGAAUUCGGUGUAGACAGAAGGUGUUUAUGAACCUCACUCUAAGGAAGGCACACUCUUGAGUUUGUGCCUGGCCCUGUCCUCAGGAGCACGUGGGUGAGUCACCACAGCGACCGUGACUUCCCUUCGGUCAUGGCAUUCCCUUUUCGAGGUCCCAAGCCCCUGGGUCUCCUGCUCCUCAGUGAAGAACAUGGCCAUGACCACAGUUGUCCUUCAUAGCAGCCCUAGGAUGUGGAACAUGACAGUCGCCUCUACACUUUCUCUGAGCAAAUCUAGACCAAAGGCCUCAUUCAAGGUCCCACCCAGACAGUCCUGGCAUUUCUAGCAGCGCCCUCAGCCUGUGGGCUGCCCCUGCGCAUGUCCCCCACAGGGAAGUACUUCUAACUCCCUCAAAAGGGCUUCUAUGGCUCACUUCAUGCCAAUGACGCCCCAUUAUGUACCAUUCGAGGCCAAGGAAAGAGAAGCUCAGAGACUCCAUGUCUUGUCCAGAAUUUCCCAAGGAAAUCAUGACUGAGCCAGGCCCCGAAUCCAGCCUUUGCCUUGAACCUCACUGCCCGCUGCCCAGCCCUGCCUCUCCUCUCGUUAACUUUCUGGCCCAAGCUGCAGCACAGGGAGGUGGCCAGUCCUCACUUGCUCCCUGAGCAUGAAGGGGAAAGUGAAACCCUAACCCCUUUAAGGUUUUAUCUGAAAGCCCCGCUAAUCCAUCAGCGGGCAGUUAGAUAACAGCUUAAGUCUCCCCCCUGCAAAGGAUUACCUCCGCAGCCGAUCUGGAGCCACGCAGCACCGGAGGCGUGGGACGGCAGUGGGCUCAGGCCAGGGCACCUUCUCCGGGAUGGUGCCUGCAUUUCCAGAGACUGCUGUCCACCCUCAGAUGGUGGGGAGCCCAGAGCUGUCCUUCCAUUAAGCGGCUCCUCAGCCAAGGUCAUUUAAGUGGCAUCUUAAUCCUGAAAAGCUCC